GAUCAUCGGGAAUGAUAAUUCCAUUGGGAAUGGAAUUCGAAGAUUCUGAAGUAACACUACUCGCAGAACAAUUACAACAAAUAACAGUUGCAGCGGAACAUGAAACACCACAGAAUAAACAAGAAAAGAAAUUAAAUCAAAUCUAUAUAGAAGAAGCACAAAGAGAAAUAGAUCAAUUUAGAAAACAAGUAAUUGAAAAGGAUAAUACUAAAAAGAAAGGAAAAGGAAAGGCAAAAAGCCUAAAUAUAACUUUUAACCAACAAGAAAGCAAAGUCAAAUCACCCAAAAUGAGAAUAUUUAUUAAAACACAGUUGUCACAACUAGAUAGGAUCCUACAACUUGAAAAAGAACAAGAAGAUCCAAGAAUCAGAGCGGGAUUAAAACAACUAAAACAACGAUUAGAAAGUAUGGAAACAAAUUAUAAAUACGUUUUCCAAUUAACAAAAGAACAAACUAACGAACACAUCCAGGAAAUUGAGAAAGUCACAAAUAGAAAAAUAUUAGAAGCCGAAACAGCAGAAGACAAAAAAGCUUAUCUAUACAAAACAAUAUCUGCAUUAACAGAAACAAAAGAUGCUAUACUUUGGAAAAAUAGAGAUCUAGUAAAAGAUUUAGAAGAAGAAUAUGGGUAUGCUACCAAUCAAGCAUUAGCCCUAGAUAGAAAAGAUUUCAAAGCCAUGGAAGAAUACGAGCAACGAAUUUUAAUAGAAAGACUUGCUAGGCAAAUGGAAUUAAGCGGAAGCGAACCAUUACGACAACAACUACAAGCAAAAUAUAGAGAAUUAUUGGGAGUAUCAUUAGAAAAUCUAGAUAAAAUGCAUGAUGUAGAAGACGAGGAGGAACAAAUAUUCCAAAAACAAAUACAG
Molecule: messenger RNA, 866 nt
Organism: Racocetra persica
Lineage: Eukaryota; Fungi; Glomeromycota; Glomeromycetes; Diversisporales; Gigasporaceae
Source: the annotation of a GenBank genome assembly